GGCAGCACACGUAUACAGCAAACACGGUGGCCGGAUUCAAGAGAGUCGUAUACUCACUCCGCAGUUCUCACUCGACCACGAUCAACGAUAGAUUGUAUCGUUUCUCUCGCUUACGAUCGAUUUGUAUCGCGCCUUCCGGUUCAAAAAUCCAAGUGAACGAGAAUAAAUAAAUGCAUUACCAGAAGCCAGACGUUAUGUUGAGGGUCCAAAGUUUUAAAUAGAAAUUAAAUAAACUGUGAGGAAGUCUAUAAACCGAAUUUGUGGAAAACACUCAAUUUUUGCUGUUGUUCGGAGUUUAUUUUCGGUUGACUAUUCGUCGAGUGAAUCAGUUGGAUUUUUUGGAUUUUCCCGGCGAUGUCGUCGAAGCCGCAUCACAGCUCCACCGAGGUCAUCGCAUCGAAUUAAAAAAAAAUCGGUUGAAACGAAACCCGCCAAAAUGCUGAAGAUGCCGCCAAUCCUCUUCGCCCUGGGGCUCCUGCUCCUCCUGACGACACCAGCGCCAACAUCAGGCCUCUGCACCCUGCAGCACAACGACACACUUGCCCAGUGCCGCUACCUCGAUGACAUCAAGUUCAUCAAUACCGAUCAGCUCAAAAGUCUGAAGGUUACCUCCGUCGGUAAACACCUCUCUGCGUCAAUCUUCGGGAACAUCACAACCCUGCAACACCUGGAUCUUUCCCAUGGAAAGCUCCGUCGGAUCGAGCCGGGAACUUUCUCAAAACUUCGAAACCUGCUCAGCCUGGACCUCUCACACAAUCGUUUAACCCACCUGGGGCGCGGAACCUUCGAGGGUCCGACCCACCUGGGUGUCCUGAACCUUCGCAGUAACUCCUUACUUCGAAUUCCAGUGGACACGGUUGACCUAAAAGACCUAAAGUUGCUAGAAAUUUCUUCCAACAAACUGAAUUGCGACUGUAAAACCCUGAAAAUCCGAGAUGCUUUGAUCUUUCAAAGGGUGAUCAUCUCGAAGAAGGCGGUCUGCGCAGGCCCAGGAACGCUGAAGGGAGUCUUCCUAUCUGAACCUGAGACGGAGGUCAUCUGCAAGUUCGAACAUCAGGAUCAAGAUGCAGGGAUGCAAAACGACCAGCCUGAAACCCCUCCAGAAGGAUCCGGAGAGUCCGGCUCAGGUGACGCCUUCGAUCACCUCGAGGACAGCGACAUCCCCGAGGAAAGUGACACCUCUUUUCUCCCGGAACCUGUGACACCUCAGGAGCCCGAAGAGACCACUCCAAACGCCAUAGAAGCUGCCCUGACAGUAGCUCCUUCCACAUCAUCUGCGAAGGAUGAAGGACUCUUCUUCACAGAAGAGGAGAAGCAUCCCUCGACCAUUCCUUCACCCACAGCACCAACAACAACCGCGGCAAAUGAUUCAGACCCCUGGAAAAGUCCAAAUGUUCUCUCUGAAGGAUCAGGAGACGAUGAAGAUGACGGUUCAGGUCUUGGUUCUCCAGGUCUUCUGAUCCCACCGAUAACUUGGGACAACAUCACACCUGAAGUUCCGGAAGAGGAAACUCCUGAGUCCAUCAAAAACGUCACCCCAAACCCGACGACAACGACGACACCUCCCGGGCUUUUUAACGGUUUCUUCGGGCUGUUCUCCUGGGGGGCAUCAGAAUCAACGACAGCAGCUCCAUCCACCCCGUCAACGGAGGAUUCGCGGCCAGAGGAGGAAGGGUUCAUGGUAGUUCCAGGCGGAAGUAAACCAGAGAUCGAAGAGCCCAUUCUCCCGAACUCAUUGAAUCCGGUAGAAGGAGAGAAGAAACCUAAUGAAGCGAUGAACGAAAAGGUUCAGCAGGAGUCGAAGCCUGUAGAAUCUCCAGAGGAGCCCUCGGUGGUGAUUGGAGGAACUCAGACCGCAGGAGCUUCAGCAACGACUGAAACCAAGAAGGGAAUGGGCUCCUACGUUGUUCUGGGAGUUCUUCUGGGAGUUCUAGCAGCUCUGAUCGGUGUUGCGGCGUACAAAGGUGACUUCUGUAGGAAAGCCAGGAAGAGGAAUUCCAGAGGACAUGAUGGCAAUGACGUGGAGAAUGGCACUGAGUUGAAGGACCUCAGGAUGUCGUUGCUAGAAGCUACAAACUCAGUUCAACCGAAAAUCUCUUCGAAUGGAAGUAAACCUGAGGCAAUGCCGCUAGUCACGAGUGCAAUUCCUGAAGAAAUAAGAUCCGACGAAGAACCAACUGCCAAAUUCGUUGGUUCCGUUCCUGAAUCCUCUGCAGAUCCAGUCAAACCGCCGAGGAAAUCAUUUUCUCCCGCUGAAGCUGAAAAAUUAGGAACUAAUGGAAAGGUCCCGAGUACUGAAGACGUAGGAGAUGGUCCGAUAACUCCGGUUCAUGGCGAUCAUCUUGUGAAUGGGAAGAAUGAUAGGGACUCGAUGUGUUCGGUCGGGGAAUCCCCUUCCUUAGGAUCUGUUUCCAAUCAUCGACUCAGUAACCCGUCGCCUUCGAGUCCUGCCGCUCAGAGGGUCAAGAUCACUAUGCAGGAUAAUCCUGAUAGUGUACCCAAGACACCGUUACUCAUCACUAGGACUAGAGCUGGUGAAAACCUAGUCAAGACGCCCUGAGGAGGUGUGAAGAGGCUAUGAGUUUUGUGAUCAAUUGAAAGACAUUUUUUCAAGUUUUUUUUUGAUGAGCUGAGGGUUUAGGGGAGUCAGGGAAAGAGGUGACAGAACGAAGUCAUUAAUUCUUUAAAGAUUUCUCGAUGAAUUCAUCGAGCGGACGAAUUGGUUCACUAUUUUUGGAACUGGAAGCAAAUUCUUAGGACGCUCCAGCUCACGGAGGACAGUUUUAGGUUAGAUAGUAUUUCUAGUGGUUUAUUUGAUUAUUGAAGUUGUUAGAUUUCUUGACUUUUUUACAAUGACGUCGUGUUUAAGGAGUUCGACAAGUUUUUGGAGUUGGGAGAUUAGUCUGUGGGUGAAUUCCGUUGAAAAGGGAGGGGAAUUCGAAGUGAUAAUAAGGCAGCUAGUUGGGGAAAAACAUUGAGAGGAAGGGUUCGAUGCGUGAGUCGAAACGACGCCUCGGGUUCAGAAAAAAACUCUUUCAGAUUUGCUAUCAGGAACUGUGCGGAUCUAAGUCAACAGGAUUACAGAAAUAUUCGAAAUAUUCGAUUGUCAAUAAUGCAUGAUUGCUGAACUGAUUAGCUAUCUUUGGGUAUGGGUGACGUGCGCAUGAAUAUUUUGCAUUGUUUGAAUACAUCAUCGCUUGCUGCGGUGUGUAAUCAACAGAUAUAAUCAAGAGAUUUAAUCAUGUAUCGUCUCAUGGAACCUUUACCCCGCUUUCGCGGACGCACAAAACCUGUAGGAUCAACGUCAAAGUGAUAUUAUAUCAGCCACAUUGCAUUUUUUGACAUGAUGCGUUCAACUAUAUUUGUUAAUAGUUAACAAAUGCAUAUUUGAAUGCGCUCGCCUUGUUCAAUUCGACUUUCACCUUUCAAGUGCACCAUUCGGUAACUAUUAACGAAUAUUCAGUUGGUCAUAAUCAACUCUAGCAUUCGUUAAUAGUUAACAAAUCUCGUUUGGAAUCAUCGAAUCUUAGAAAAAAAAACUGAUUUCAUAACUUUGAUUCCGGAAAAAUUCCAAGAAAGGUCUUCCGUAUACUUUCAUGCCCUUUCGAAUAAUGGAUUUCAUAAAAUUGUCAGCCAUAUUUUUUUUUAUCAGAAAAAUAAAAUUUGCAGGGGGUUUUCACCCCCAAAAUUUCAACAACUAUCACUUGCAAUUUCCAUCAUUUUUCACAAGUGGGUUAUUACCGUAAUGAACACGUGCAAGAACAGCAUUCUUAUAUGUGGAAUUGAAGAAUCAAGGAUAGUUUCCUUCCUUGGAACCGCGUAUUAUCCAAAAAAACGUGUCCUUUAGUUUUGAGUCCUCUACAACAUACAUAAGUUUCAUCAAAAUCGGAGGGGAAUACCUACACUUUCUCAAGGGGUGACAGAACGCUGAACAGUUUUCAAAUUUUUGAACAAAUUCCUUGCCGAAAGUUGUCGAUAUUUCUACAAAUUGAAGCACAUCAAUAUCCAGGAGGUGACGAUGAAGAUCAAUGUGCGUUGGGUUCGAAAAAUAUUAUUAACUUUGAGCAGGAAAUUUGUUUAAAAAUUUCGAGGAA
This is a messenger RNA of Diachasma alloeum, 4094 nucleotides long. RefSeq names its product protein windpipe (gene wdp). The record is from RefSeq and is a predicted model, not a curated record. The coding region runs from base 437 to 2560 and encodes 707 amino acids. Lineage: Eukaryota; Metazoa; Arthropoda; Insecta; Hymenoptera; Braconidae. The transcript has 3 exons. Gene Ontology annotation, molecular function: protein binding.